Messenger RNA from Penicillium pulvis, 213 nucleotides. RefSeq lists its product as uncharacterized. Lineage: Eukaryota; Fungi; Ascomycota; Eurotiomycetes; Eurotiales; Aspergillaceae. The record is from RefSeq and is a predicted model, not a curated record. The coding region runs from base 1 to 213 and encodes 70 amino acids. The transcript has a single exon.
AUGGCUGGUCGAAGGGUCCUCUUGAAGGCCGCUUGGGCCUUUCGGUUCUGUGAGGUCGGGGAUAUUGUCGGAAUGAAGUCGGAUCGCGGUGGUCAAGAGCGUGAUGCGAGGAAGAGGUUCUUGGCAGCGACUGAUCUCUAUACAGGUCGCGACGGAGUGAAACACAUGAGUAUGGAUGUUUUUACGUCGGAAUAUGUCAGUUUCUACGUCUAG